Molecule: messenger RNA, 2144 nt
Organism: Oncorhynchus keta (chum salmon)
Lineage: Eukaryota; Metazoa; Chordata; Actinopteri; Salmoniformes; Salmonidae
Product: transcription factor Atoh1-like
Exons: 1
Coding region: 250-1059 (269 amino acids)
Molecular function (GO): protein dimerization activity
Source: RefSeq, a predicted model, not a curated record
UUGUCACAAGUGAGUCAACUCUUAGCGCCGUCCUUGGAGUUUGGAGACACAUUUGCAGCGCUGUUCAAACCUGGUUUUGGUGGAAUUCUUUAGAUUUCACCUUUUUUGGGGGGGGGCUCUGAAUUUCCUCAUAAUUCUCCAACUAACUUUUACCGCUGUAAUAUUCAAGAGACGUUCCACUGCUGUGCAAAUAUUAGUUAUCCAAGAUAGCGCGAAAUAACGCACAAGGGCUCUCCAACCGAAUCGUGGAUGUCUGUAGCGGUUAUGACAGCUAAAACCGAACUGUCCGGCUGGCCAGACUUCUCAGCUGAGGACUUCCCCCUGUUAGAACAGUCGAAACUGGGACAUCUCGGAUCCAGAACCUGGGUAAAAUCUUCUGGAGGAGGACAGUCUCCAUACUCACCAAGAGAUACGGGCCAUUACGCACACAACGGCUCCAUGGAUCUCUCACUGGAGAAACUCAUGUCGGUGAGUAAACUAGCCGACAGUGGUGUCAGGAUAGAGAUGGACCUGGAUACAGUACAGGCGGACCAGGGAGAAGGAGGUAACCGUAAGCAGAAACGCCGGCGCGUCGCAGCUAACGCCCGGGAGAGGCGAAGGAUGCACGGGCUGAACAAGGCGUUUGACACGUUGCGGAGCGUGAUCCCGUCCAACAAUAAUAAAUUGUCUAAGUAUGAUACUCUCCAGAUGGCUCAGAUCUACAUCCAGGAGCUUUCGGAGCUGCUCACCGGGGUGGUGAAGCCAGAGGGCCUGGGAGGGUCGCGGAGUGGAUGCACCUCUCCCCUGGGGUCUUUCUCUCCAGAGCCCCGGGAGUGCGGUGGCAGGAUGACUGGGAUCAGCUCAAGCCUGCAGGACUCCACCUCCCCGCUGCCUCAGAACAGGAGACUGAUCGGAGAUCAGGAGAACACUGGCCCCGUUGGUCACCUCAUCAUUCUGUCUGCGCCUAAAUCUGAUCUAGGAUCGGGGAAUAAGAGGGUCUCUAACACAUCUAACGGGAGUGAUGGAGAGUCGUCGCAUUACAGUGAUUUUGAGGACGGGCAGGCCGGCAGACAGUGCUAAUUUUAGAGACUGAACGACACAACAGGAACUCUUAUGGGAGACGUUUUAAUAUGGAUUGUUUAAUAUUUGAUAUAAACUGUCUGUGUUUUCGAAUACAUAAUUACGGACACCAAAUGGUUUAGAUUGAGUCCACUACAUUUAGUCAAGAACACAUUGGUCUCAUCUUGUCAUAUGUAUUAGAUAUGGACACCAUGUUCAACUCCCGUCAGUUCAAUAAGUACACUGAAAUUAAAAUGAAAAUCUCUUCAAUGGCUUGCCAAUGGGAAAAAAAUGUGGAAUCUGAAUGUAUCCUAAACUUUGCUUGUCGGCCAUCUUGAAAAGUUCUGGGUUAGAUUGAGAUGGUAGUCUAGGCUACAUUUAGACAAGAACUCGAAUAUCCCAGUGAGCAAAAAAUAUGUCCCUUUUUAUUAAAAAACAAAAACAAAUUGCAGUAAAAGGUGGUGUUUUGGGAGGCAGUAGUUGCAGACAAACUGCAGUUAAACUACACUUAUUAUUUCAAAUAAGGGUUUGAAAACGAGCCUUCUACUCAUAGGGACGUAUUUCUUUUUAAAUAUCGACGCUGAUAAAUAAAAAAAGAGGUAGCCCACUGUGUGAUAUUGUAGACUGUAUUACGUAUUUAAACAAGGCCUUGUUGUAGACUUCUCAUAGGGCUUUUCUUUUUAAAUAUCGACGCUGAUAAAUAAAAAAAGAGGUAGCCCACUGUGUGAUAUUGUAGACUGUAUUGCGUAUUUAAACAAGGCCUUGUAGUAUGCCUGCAGGACUCCACCUCCCCGCUGCCUCAGAACAGGAGACUGAUCGGAGAUCAGGAGAACACUGGCCCCGUUGGUCACCUCAUCAUUCUGUCUGCGCCUGAAUCUGAUCUAGGAUCGGGGAAUAAGAGGGUCUCUAAACACAUGACUUCUCAUAGGGCUUUUCUUUCCUUCCUUGCACUUUAUUGACUAAAUAAGUCUGGAUCAUUUGGUUUCAAUGUCGGGCUGCAUUUAUAUCUAUUUUUUUUUUUUUAAACAUAACUACUUUGUGUAUUGUUAUUUUGUAUUCUUGCAAUAUUCGUUUUUGAUGGAAUAAAUAAAGUUUAGUAUUUGGUA